Molecule: messenger RNA, 978 nt
Organism: Nannizzia gypsea CBS 118893
Lineage: Eukaryota; Fungi; Ascomycota; Eurotiomycetes; Onygenales; Arthrodermataceae
Exons: 5
Coding region: 1-978 (325 amino acids)
Biological process (GO): response to oxidative stress
Cellular component (GO): cytoplasm
Source: RefSeq, a predicted model, not a curated record
AUGAACUGGUUUAAACAGACCCUGGCCAACGUUGCCGGGACGCAGGAGCCGAUCUAUGGGCCCACGGCUAUACAGUCUGUGGUCGACCAGGCAAAAACGAUACCCUACACUGAGGUGACUAAGGAUCAUUUACGAUGGGCUGCGAUGCAGUCGACCUGCGUCGAGACUCAGACCUUCUAUCUGUUCUCGGAUAACGGAGAUGUCGCCUCCCUCCAGUUGAUCUACAACAAUGUCGUUGGCCUCCAUACAACAUGUCAGUUUAACUGCAAGGUGUUCUCCAAGGAUCCGGCGAAGCCUCACUUAUGGGCAUCGGACCCCGUCCAGAACCAUAUUUUUGCUGAAGAUAUGCUCUCUUUUGGCGGUGACAACGUUGCAAUUACUCUCAAUGAAGAAGGAACUGCAUAUACCAUCAAAUCGGCUAUCAACGAGGAUAGUCUAAUUAAUAUUACCAUCACUCGCACCGCUCCGGGUUUGUCGCUGGCAAGGACGGAACUUCGACCUUCGAGAUGGAACUUUGUUGACUUUCAGUCGCCGACCUUCUCUGCUGGUAUGAUGGAAUACACUACUCCUCCUUCAUACGGCUCUACCGUUGUGAAUGUCGGUGGUGUAGUAAAGGAUGGAGAAAUUAUAUACGCCGGUGCCCCGAAUUCUGUAACUCAUACUGAAUCCACUCAGGAUUCUGAGAACGACUGGCCUGAACCAUCUGCUAUGAAGAUCACCUGGUCUGGUAAAACUGCGGAGGGCAAAUCCUUUGAGGCCACGAUUGAUGGUUCCUUGGGACCCAGAAUGGACCGAAUUGACGUCAUGGCUGAAGUCCCCGGCUUAAUCAAGUCUCUCGUCGGUAGCGUUGCUGGAACACGACCAUAUGUAUACCAGUUCAUCCCAUCACAAAAGCUACCGAUCAAGAUCAAAAUUGGAGAUGAUGAAGAGAUCACCGAAGAAGGUACUCUCCUAGUGGAAGCUACCUUUAUCUCAUAG